AUGUCAACGCCGGCAGAUGCAAAAGUGGAGGCCUCAUCACAGCGAGUACGUCGUCUCGUGCGAGUGUGCCACGACGCAGCGACUGGAGAUUCACGUUUCGACGACGAGGCCGAGGUGGCGAUGGUAGAGAAGAUGUUUGCGCCUCCAGCGCCGUCGCUCUUCGCCUCGGACAAGAUGCCAGUGUCGAAUUUUCUGCUGGUGGAGACGUUGCCGGGAUGGGGCGGGGACGUGGCGCACCCAACUCCAGCGAAGCAGUAUUGCAUGUGUCUGAGAGGCGGGUGCAGGAUAACGGUCAGCGACGGAGAGUCGCGCGAGUUCGGCGUGGGUGACGUGUGGUUGCUCGAUGACACGGAAGGCAAGGGCCACGUCACCCACACGCCGACCGAGAGUUUGUUUGCUAUGGUUCAAGUCUGA
This is a messenger RNA of Prorocentrum cordatum, 414 nucleotides long. NCBI's taxonomy places the organism in Eukaryota, Dinophyceae, Prorocentrales, Prorocentraceae. The record is from the annotation of a GenBank genome assembly.